Molecule: messenger RNA, 2739 nt
Organism: Cyprinus carpio (common carp)
Lineage: Eukaryota; Metazoa; Chordata; Actinopteri; Cypriniformes; Cyprinidae
Product: kinesin-like protein KIF25
Exons: 14
Biological process (GO): microtubule-based movement
Molecular function (GO): ATP binding; microtubule motor activity; microtubule binding
Source: RefSeq, a predicted model, not a curated record
CUAUAUUUUUUCGAUGGUCAGUAAAAUAUAUAUUAACCUCAUAAAAUGUUGCCGUUAGCAGCUGUUUAAACCAGUUUACAUUAGUUGUUUUUUUUUCUUUCCAGUUUACAUUAAUUGUAAACUGAAUUUAAACGGCUGUGAUAUAACACUCAACCUUAGCCUCAUACCUCAUGUCACCUUACUGUGAGAGACAAUUAACAAAGUAACCAGUAGAGGGCGCCAAAUCUCAAUGGAGCUGAUGACAAUCUCUUCAUCGGCCUGUUGUUGAGUCUCAGAUCAGUGAGUGUUGUACAGAUGUGCUUGUUGUCAUGAAGUCUAAAGGGUUUAAACCCAGUCAAAAGGCACAUAAGACGCCCACAUUGUUAAUAAAUGCACAGACAGUAUCACGCUGUGCUCAAAGCAACGAAACAAUAUAUGAAAUGUUAAAUAUAGAUCAGAAAGCACCGAACAGGACGACGCCAAAUGGGCUAGUGUGCGCAGGCAGGUAAUCGGAUUACACCUCUGAGAAACCACGCACGAGCUCAUCAUGUACUGUCUCUACUGAACAAUAAAUUCUUCAUUUAACGCCCUGUUCUAACUCUCAUUCACAAUGUCGCUCUUUAUCAAUCGAGACCAGAUUUUUGCACAUCAAGUCCAUCUUCUAGAGCAUAAACUACGGAGUAAAGAGGAGCGUAUUUUGGAGUUGGAAACCGAGAACACUCUCCUUCAUUUGAGACUCGCUGAGUGUCUGGGUAAACUCUGCCAUGAGAGGGAGGAGGAAAUCCAUGUCCAGAGACAGAAACAUCAGCAGCAGAGGAAAGUGCAGAAGUCCACACACGCAGCUCUCUCCAAACUUCUGUCUGAAGUUCAGAUGCUGAAACAGGACUUGAGGGAUGUUUUUGCCAUCUACGUGGGGUUUGCUAAAGAGCUGGAGGAACAAAGCAAGCAGCUGUUUGAAUGUGUGGGCACUGCCAGAAAUGCUAUUCAGGAUUUCCAAAGUGAUGACCUUCAGAGUGAGUGUGAACUCAAAUACCAGUAUAUCCGUAAUGUCUAUGAAUAUUUUUAAACUAAAAAUAAAACUCAUUUCUCUCUGUAGGAGCUGAGGGGGAAUAUCAGAGUUCACUGCAGGGUGCGUCCAAUUCUACACUUUGAUCACAUCCAAGGAUCACCCACAACCAACAGAUCUUCAUCAUGUGAAGCAGUAGUGCAGGCGAUCAAUGAUGACUCUGUUUUUGUGAACGGCGCCAAAACCUCAAGUCCUGUAAUGAACUAAAUAUUUGAGUUUAGCAGAGUACAUGGUCCAGAAGACAGCCAAGAGACUGUGUUUGAUGAGGUGAAACCCCUUUUAACAUCUCUACUUGAUGGGUAUAAUGUAUGUAUCAUGGCAUAUGGCCAGACAGGCAGUGGAAAGACACACACAAUGAUUGGCUCCCGGUCUGAGGAUCCCACAGCUGCAGUGCAGGACUCUCAACAGGGCAUCAUUCCAAAAGCAGCCAAUGAGCUAUUCAAGCUUAUCUCUGAGAAGCCAGCGGACAGUCAUACAGUGGAGAUGUCAGUGGUGGAGGUCUAUAAUAAUGAAGUUCUGGACCUGCUGGCCAGAGAUGAAGAUGGGGCAACAGUUGGGGUAAAGAGAGAGGUCAUCACCACCUGCACAGGCACCAGUGAGGUGCCCUGCCUAACAUAUGAGUUGGUGCGGAGCUCUGCGGAGGUAAUGCAGCUGAUCAAUUCUGUGUUAAAACUAAGAUCUCACAGUCCCACCCUGGUGCACAUGGACUCCUCCAGAUCUCAUUUCAUCGUUACUCUCACAGUCAGCUCCAAAAGCCCAGAUGCACUGGCUCUAGCUCGUCGUCUGCAGAAUGCCAGACAGGACCUCCAGCGGGUGUCUCAGAAGGAGUGGUGGAGCCCACGCUGCAGCAGGGCUGCUUCCUCACGCACGUCUAGCCCCGCCUCCUCACCGUGCCACUCCCCCUGCCACUCACCAUGCCCCUCCCCCCGUCCCGGCAUCACACAGCCCCCCAUCAAAACCAAGCUGCAGUUGGUGGACCUGGCUGGGAGCGAGUGUGUUGGGAUGUCAGGUGUGACCGGUGCCGCUCUGUGGGAAAGCUCCUGUAUAAACCGCAGUCUCUCGGCUUUGUCUGAUGUUCUGGGAGCUCUAGUCGAAAGACGACCUCACGUACCCUACCGCAACAGCAAACUAACACAUCUACUACAGAACGCCAUAGGAGGGGAUGCCACGCUUCUGAUAAUGCUGUGCGUAUCUCCCACUCAACGCUUCCUUGCCGAAUCUCUUCAGUCCCUGGGGUUCGGUGCCCGAGCCAGACAGGUUCAGAGAGAGCCCUCACGUAGGAAAAACACGGCUCUGAAGAUGAAGUAACCAACAGGGAGAUCCAUUUAAUAGCAGCUUGUGUGUUUUUAUUUGUAUGAAUUUUGGUCACAGGUUUAUGGUGCUCAGGUCAUGUUGAAAGUCGCAGUGCUUUGUAAGAACACUUUAGAGUUAAAUGUAUGUUGAUAUCAUAGUUAAUGCUUAUUAAUGAUUCAAUAUUGUAUUUUUUUGGACAAGUUACACACAAUCUCUUGCACACUGGAGAUGUUCCUCUGACAAAAUGUUUACAGGUUUUUAUGUCUAGUGUGAGUGGAAUAUUUCGGAUUAUGUGUGUCUGCAAUUAACCAUUAGUUUGUACUAAAGUAUUGAUGUGAUGAUGAAAAAUGUAUGACUUUUAAAUAAAAUUUGUUUGCAACCUGACUCUAGUUGACCUUAUU